CGUGUGUGAGGUUUCAGGCGCUAAAGAAAACGUCGAAGCGGAAGAGUGUUGCUGCACAGCGAAAGCAGUUGUGUGAAGUGGAAAUACUUCGUGCAAGCCGAGUCACGAAAAAGCGAAGAAAAGAAAGGUUGUGAUCCGCGAGGAACUCUUGAACAUUUCUUUUCAUCUUUUGCUCACGUUGGCGCGAGUUUAGUGAUGCGCCGAGGGGAACCUAGCGAACAUACACUCGCAGAGGGUGAAAGAAAGUGCGAUUCAUAGCCUCCGCCCCCUCAACAGCCCUUUGCGCUCUAACGAACAGCGGCGAGUGAAGGACUUCAAUAAUCAGACAGAGGAGAGAGAGUGAGGCGAAACCGCGGCUGUGCUAAGUUUUGUUUUUAAGAAAAAUAAAAUAUCGCUAAUGUGUGUCAGCUGGUUGAUAACUAUUAAAGUUGGGCAAUUUCCUCUUUCGUGUUCGUACUCUACCAUGCUGAUGAAUUUCAUAUAAGUUUUCGAAAAUUAAAUCAAGAGAAACGAAGACGAGGGUGAAAUCGAAGUUGAUAAUGAUGGUAAAGUGCCGAUCGGGAAGGAUCAUCCAGUAACAAAUUGACACUGAGCUCGCUGCACGUAUCAGAGAGAUUUCACCGAAAAAUUUGAUAUUUGAAUAUUUAUGAGAGGCGGUUUUGCGAAACCAUUUAACAGCAUCCCUGUAGUACACAAUAAGCUAUAGAAAAAAAACAGGAAGUGUAAAGAGUGUGAUGACAAACUCGUGCAAGUGGAAAAAGCAGUGAAAGCCUAUCCUCCUAUCAAUCGGGCAGAAGAAAUCGAAAAGCUGUCGAAGAAAACAAGUUGACCGAGAAAACAAGAAACAGGUUCGCCGCUUGCUGGAUGACAAAUUGAAGUUUCGCUCCAGCUCCUUCGCUCCCUGUCUGUCUGUCUGUCGGUAGGACUGACUGCCGAUCACUCGCUGCACGCGCGUGCCCCUUUCUGGUGGAUUCGAACCGAAGCAGGCCCCCGAGUUGCACGGACAGUCGGUCAAGCGUGAGGGCCCCCCUUUUCGUUGGAACCGAGAGAAACGACAUCUAACGCAUCAGCCAGGAAAGUUGAAACAGGCUCAGCGGCCACUAGGUGGAUUACGACCAGGUGAUUGUUGCCCCGAGCAAACCUUGAAAGGGUCAGCGACUUCCCACGAUGGGGAAAAGAAAUCGGCUUCUGCCGAUAGGAAUUACCAUUUGUAUGGUGCUGUACGCUGGUGUUGGAGUGAUGGCGGAAUUCAAUUUCGAUGACGACCUGGAGGAUUUGAUGGCCGUAGAAUCCAACGUGGACGAAGAGGUUUUCGGAGAAUCGGUGCUACCAUCGGAUGUAUUCAACGGUGGCAAACCAUUCUACGUCGAGCGAGAUCCAUCAACCGGUGCAAUCGACUUUAAUCACAAGAAAACCGUAAAUCAAAUUGAUCUAGAUGAGAAGGGGUUCUACGACAAUAAGGAUAGCCAUAUGAGCGACACAAAAGACGUGGUGCUCAGUCAGUCUGCCCCGAACUUUCACGAUUUCCUUAAUCUACCCGUGAAAUACACGUCGUCAAAAUUUGUUUACCCAUUGAUUUCCAGCUCCUACUCAAAUCUCAAGUAUCAGGGUAGCAACAAAGUAUCCAACCAUAAGAACUUCACAUCUCCUGCGUCAACCACGACUGCAGCCCCAAAGUUCCAAUUUACUCGACCACAGUAUACGACUACAGCAAAACUGAACGUUACCCAUCCGCAAACAAGUUCGACUACUAGUAAUAUGACACAAAUGUCUACACGAUACACCUACCCAACCACAUCAGGACGACCCAUAACCACAACAACCACAACUACUACCACGACGACUACACCAAGCCCAACAACUACUAGCACAACUAGGCAACUAAUCACCCGUUACCCCUACAAGAGCACAAUCAAGAACAAAUAUCUCGAAACAACAGAAAAUCGCAAGAAGUUCUUCCUCCCAUCUACCCUAUCGUUACCAACAACCACGACCACUCAGAAGCCCCAAUCAACCGUAGCACAAACGACUCCGAUACGAUCCUCGACAUACUAUUCACCAUCCGUACGUCCCUGGACGACUCCGUCAACAGCCAAACCGCCAACAACGCCCGCUUCCACCACCGAAUCCCGUCCCGCCAAUCCCAUCCGUUUCGUCGAUGACCAGCACCCGACAUCUGAAGAGGACACCACUCCCAAGAUCAAAUUUACCAUUCCAGCGUUGAAGUACGAAGGUAACCGUCCUGCACCAUUCCGGCCACUUCCUCCGAGCCACGUUCAGCAGUUGAAUAGACAAAACGAUUCCACCAACAAAAUAGACCUCCCAAUGAAUCCUGCUGUGAUGUCCCUGUCGGACAUUUUCAACUCUCUCGGCUUGGAUGAUAAGCAAGCUGCCGCGGAGGAACAGGAGAACGUGAUUGUUUUCGAAACGACGCUCGCUCAAACCACCGAACGGACGACUCCACCAGCCAUCGUACUAAUCCCGGACAACCAACGACAGCCGAACCUGGCUCAGCAGGGAGCAGCCAUCGAGCAACCGGUUGAUCUAUCUAACCAAUACGUUAAGUACGAAGUUCAACAAUCGAACGAGAUACGACCAAAGCAACCGAUGGACGAACAGUACGUACAUUACGAAGUGCAUCAACCGAAUGGACACCGACCGCAAGGACCAUCGCAGGAUGCUGACCUCGGCAAUCAGUAUGUUAAGUAUGAAGUGCAGCAACCUCAAAUGAAUGUCGUUAAGUUUGGAACAGUUCCAAGUAUGAACAGUGUGGUUAUCAGUCCCAACCAACAUUCGGCAACAUUUGUUUUGGGCUCACAGCAAUCCGUCGGAGGUUCGAGCGAAGGACACUUUAUUGGAUCGGUUUCGCAAGAACCCUCCUCAGCAGCUUUAAGCGGACAUCCCGCAGGCUACCAAAUGGGUCAAGUACUAGACGAACCCAAUGAAUCAUCCAAUGUUCAAGUUGGAGCUUCGGUAAAUGUGCAAGUUAAACCCCAGGAUAUCAUAAAAACUACAAGCGUAAGAUUCCCCAGCGAAAGCGACGACAAGUACGACAAUGCUCCUAUCAUAAGUGGAACUCAUAAAAGCGAAGUACUGCCUCCUAACGGACACUCUGCUCCGGUCGCAAUGGGCUCGAACCAAGUGGUUGUAUUUCCCAAGAAUGAAAAAAUCGAUAGCACGCUGCACGAGGUAUCUAAUAGAAUUGUAUUCGAUACACCGAACAGCGAUGCACUGAACAAAAAUGAACUACCUUCCUAUCCAUCUCCGCUUCCCGAACAGUUAACUCCACCAUCGAGUGGAGAAAGUGGACAACACUUGAAACGUCCACGACCACCAAUGCCAGCACAAGGACCUCCAUUCAUCUACAAAGAAAUUCAACGUCGACCCUACCCAGGAGAUCGCGCCCGCCCCCCGUUAAAGCUUCCAAACAUUUUGCCUCAAUUCCGUCCAAACGCCAAAAUUUCGCACGGGCAUCCUCAUUUUCACAAAGAAUCUGGCACCUACCGUGUUCCUCCUGCGCAACCAGGCAAGGCCAUUCCACCCAACGGCCCCUCUAUGAGGAAGCCUUAUCCUGAACAUCCCUCUUCUCAGGCAUCAACUCUACCUAUCCGACGAGCACCAGUACCCACUCGGUUCAUGACUCGAAUCAAUACCGCACGUCCUCAGAAUAUGCCGAUGGCACCACACAUGGAAGGUUCAAAUGAAAACCGCCGAUACUACCGCUUACCUCCGCCACUGCUGAAGGAUCGUAUAUUUCAUCUUACACCACCAAAUAUGAAACCACCACCACCCCCACCACAGCCAACCUCGGCGGCAUCACGUUUAGCGGAUAGUUAUGCUCCACCAACACCGGAAAAACCUACACCAAGCUUGAAACUGGAAGACACUGAGAACAACGAAUUCCAACGUGACCCCCCGGCUAGCCUGAAAAAUACCAUCAAGGAAGACAAACCUCAACGUCCCAAGCUGGAACCCGUUGUAACGCUACAGAUGCUGCAAUCGAAAAAACAAGCAGUCGAAUCACAAAAACACAACCUGCCAACUGGUCAGAAGGUGGACCUAUCAAUCGAAGGUCACCCACCGGUGAACCCCACUCAAGUCAUCAGUAGCGAUGGUAAGCAGCCGGUCUAUGUAGUGUAUCCAGUUAAGAGCACCCCGAUGAAAAUGGACAGCACUCAGGCUGGCAGUAGCGUCGAAUCAGUUGUAGUUGGACAACGAGGUGAACAACUUCCUCUUUCCACGUCCAAAAUCAGCCCGGGUACAGAAUACCAAAACACACCAUUUUCAAUCGCAUCCCAUUUCGAGCAAGAACCCAUUUUGAUGGCCAAGGACAAGAAACACCACCAAAAGCUGCACUUCCCAUACAGUCUGGAAACACCGGAUCCGGUCGCAUUGGCUGAAAUCGAAAACGAAUCUAAGCACCGCCAGCCGGAACCACCGGUAGAGAAGAAACUUGACAGCAUUUACAACAUCGGUGAAGAACCGAUUAGCAAGGAACAAUCGGAGGAUGCUCUAAUAUCAAGUAAACUGCAGCGAGCAACCGAAAGCACACCCAUCGCAAUCGCAUACACACCGACUGAACCAAGCCUCAAGUACAAUUACAAAUUGAAAAACUCACCCUACUACUCACCGUACGGAGAAACCCAAACUGAGGUUUCCUACCUUAAGAUGGACGAGUUCGACGAGUUCGGUAAUCCGGCGCAUCGCUACGAACAAAACUUCCAGGCUCCGUUCCAAGCAAGCAUCAGUUUAGAUCCAGUUAAGGUAACUAACCCAUACGAAGGCUGGGCCGUGGUUACUUCCUCACCACAAGCGCUAGUCCAGGAGCAGAACAAGAUCGAUCGGUCAGAUGAUCAUCGGUACGAUGAGAACGAGUCGACUAAUAAGAAACCUUUCGAUAACGGUGGUGGCUUCCAGCCAGAAUUCCAGGGAGGCUUCCGUCCAAUAUAUGCCGAAGAUGUGAAACUAAGUGACGUUGCGAAUCCCGAUCCACAAUCUAGAAACGCAUUCGUAGUAUCCGAAGUUGAAGAAGCAAAACCAGUUUCUGAGAAUCAGAAAUCACCUGCGAUGGGGGAAAGACCCAGCAAGGAACACGAGGAGAAACCAGUCUUCGAUAGUUUGGAAGCGCUGUUCGACGACCUAACCAAGGACUACGACGAUAACACGGAAACAACGGGCAUGGGUGAUGAAGAGGACGAGGUAGAAGAAAGCACUGCAAAGGAUGCUAACGAGCUCGAAGGGAGAAGUAACAACAAUAACAAUGUGGUCCCCGGAAAAUCCGAUGUGCAAGCAGAACAUGAAGAAGUGAGUGUGAAAAGUGACCAGAAAGAAGAGGCAACGAAUGAGUAAUCGUGAGGGUUUGACAUAUUUCUUUUUUGGAAUACAACCUUUUGGCACUAGUUUGUAUAAAAACAAACAUGUGUCAAUUUGGCAGCUGAUAGCACAGAAACUAUCGGCCAAUCGAAAGUGAAUUGCAUUUUGAGGUUAUGUUGAUUAAAUCUCACGUAGUAAAGCUAGAUUUUACUAAAGAAAUUUGCAGUAUCUUGAGUAUCUAAUGUUAAGUUAUUUUUUCGGGCACGAUUAAGCUUCCUCUAGCCCCCCACGCCACCCUUUUCUUCUUCUGAAUUCAUUCAUUCAGCAUAUUCUAAACCAGCAAACAUAACGCAAUACGUGCAGAAGUAUUUGCCUUGAAAACAUACAAGAAGCUAGUCAGCUAAGCUUAAUAUUAGAUACUUGAUAAACCAAUUACCUAAUUAAUAAAGCAUCAACAAAAAUCCGACAGAGAACCAACCCCAUUUUCUCCGAACUUGUAUAGUUGUUAUUAUUCGCUAAAUUAUGUGUAAUUUUAGACUGAUAAUGGUAUGUAAUAAAUUGAAAUAAAAACUGAACAAAGCUAUUGAAAACAAUAGGGUUAGGUUAGGCGUCUGCUGUAAACAUGAGUGUUGGUUACUAAGGCGCAUGCGUGAAGAUAACUGCAAAUGUGGAACCAAAUCAUCGGUGAGCAUCGCACUACAUUAACGGUGCGGCCACUUCCGGAGAGAAGUUUUAGCUAAAUAAGCAUGGUGCCCAUGGAUCGACAUUGGGAAAUUUUUCACGCUCUCUUCUUUCUGCGAAUGCACAGUUUAGGUGUUCUUUAACCACCCUAUAAUCCAUCAGCACCGAGGGCCAAUGAAUAGGUGAAUGUAUCGACGCUUGGGAUUCUCAGUAACUGGACAUUUACGUUAAGGACCUGGAUUGUAAUUGGAAUUAUUGUAAAUCGUGAAGACGUUAUUUAUUUAUUUAUUUAUGAUUUUUGUUGUAUUUACGAAACUGAAACUACUGACCAUUAUAUCUGUCUCUACGAAACUCUAAAUCAGAAUAAGAAGAUACCUCAAACACAAAAUUUGACGAAAACCAUGCUGUCAAAAUGC
Messenger RNA from Topomyia yanbarensis, 6410 nucleotides. Its product is annotated as mucin-2. Lineage: Eukaryota; Metazoa; Arthropoda; Insecta; Diptera; Culicidae. The transcript has 2 exons. The record is from RefSeq and is a predicted model, not a curated record. The coding region runs from base 1168 to 5349 and encodes 1393 amino acids.